Messenger RNA from Nomascus leucogenys (northern white-cheeked gibbon), 886 nucleotides. RefSeq names its product sorting nexin 22 (gene SNX22). Lineage: Eukaryota; Metazoa; Chordata; Mammalia; Primates; Hylobatidae. Gene Ontology annotation, molecular function: phosphatidylinositol phosphate binding. The record is from RefSeq and is a predicted model, not a curated record.
UCAGGGAGAGUUAGGGCUCCGAGCCGAGCGCGCGGAGCGGCUGGGGCCGGGGCGCGGAUGCUGGAAGUUCACAUCCCGUCGGUGGGGCCCGAGGCCGAGGGGCCCAGGCAGAGCCCGGAGAAAAGCCACAUGGUGUUCCGAGUGGAGGUGCUGUGCAGCGGGCGCAGACACACGGUGCCGAGGCGCUACAGCGAGUUCCACGCGCUGCACAAGCGGAUCAAGAAGCUGUACAAAGUGCCCGACUUCCCCUCGAAACGCCUGCCCAACUGGAGGACCAGAGGGUUGGAACAGCGCCGGCAGGGCUUGGAGGCCUACAUCCAGGGUAUCCUGUACCUGAACCAGGAGGUGCCCAAGGAGUUACUGGAAUUCCUGAGACUUCGGCACUUCCCCACAGACCCCAAGGCUAGCAACUGGGGCACCCUGGGGGAGUUCCUGCCUGGCGAAAGCAGCUCCCAGCAGCACCAGCGGCCUGUCCUGAACUUCCAUGUGGAUCCCUAUGUUUACACCCCCUCCCCAGAGUCGCUGCCCAACGUGGUGGUGAAUGGUGUGCUCCAGGGCCUCUACAGCUUCAGCAUCAGCCCAGAUAAAGCCCAGCCAAAGGCGGCCUGUCACCCUGCUCCUCUACCACCGAUGCCCUGAUCAGUCCAGAGGCCUUUGGCUGCCUCCUAAGAAAGUCAUGUGCCUCUCUGCUAUGAACUCCAUAUAAGGCUAGGUCCUCCUUUGGCCUGGACCCAGGACUUAACUACCCAGUGCCCAGUUGUGCCGUAUUCCCACUCAAGGCUCAGAACUUGGCUCGCAUUGGUAGCUGAAGGUGGUAGAAUUUGCAUGCUCUUAGAGCCCAACAGCCAAGGCUGUCAAGAAGAUAAGUAAUAAAGGAAGAAGUCAG